CGAAAGUGUACACACGUGUUCAUUACUAUACAUAUUAAUAGGUACUUGAAAAGCAAACCAAAUAUAGGUCGCUUGAUUUCGUUAUCAGCUGCAUGUUUAAAUGGCGAAUAAUGUAAACAGUUUGCUCUACAAACUAUACAGUAUGUGCAAAACGUGUCGCGAUUUGAAAACAACCAGGAUCUAACACACUCAGAGGCUAUUUAAGUGAUACAGAGGUGAAAAUAAAGUUACGAAAAUGGUGUUUGUAAAGCGUGCACAUGGAAGUUGGCUACCGAGUUUGUACAGAGUCGCUCUCACGAAGCAGUUCUCGACGUCAUCGGAGGGUGGUGGGAAAGUGUACGAGCUGCGGACGUACGUCGUUCAUCCACGUGACCAGCGCCAGUUCUUAGACCUCAGCAAGGAGUGGCUGCACCUGCGUUUCGCGCACUCGCGUUGCCUGGGUUACUGGACGUGCGAGCUGGGAGGCGGAAUCAACGACAUGGUGCACAUCUGGGAAUACGACUCACUGCAACACAGGGCGGAAGUGCGCCAGAAGCUAGCCGGUGAUCCGGCCUGGAUCGGGAACUACUUUAGCAAGAUAUUGCCAUGGUUACAACGACAGGAGAAUGAUGUACUCGCCUGCCUGCCCGGCACUGACGUCAAAGAGGCUCCAGGAAAAGGCGUCUACGAAUUGCAGCACGUGACCUGGUCACCUGAUCCGCCACAUGCCGCCUCCCUGGUGAAGAAUCUCGCCCGACCCGGGGCCACCCUCUUGGGCAGCUGGUACGCUGCGCUGUCCAAGCCGUACCUCGGAUGGUUGCUAUGGCACCAUAUCGAUCUUGACAACGUGCAUAAAACAGCUUUAAAGACGGACGAAACUAAUAAAUUUUACGUCAUUCAGUCCAAAGUUCUAACACCAACACCAUGGUCGCCAUUAAAAUAGAACUCCGCCAAUGAUUGGAACAUUUGCCAUUCAAUUUGGCUCCUUUGUGAUCAAAUGUAUCUUGGAAAUGUACGUUUGUUUAUACCUCGCUAAAUGUCUGUUUUCAUUGUUUUGUAAAAUAGAGUGUUCAAAGAGUAACGUGCGUGUUUGUAAUAGUGUAUACUACACGAUUCUUUUGCAACAUUACAUGUAUUGCAUAUGUGAAUGUAGGUUUUGCAUUUUAUUUGUUCGGUCAAGUUUGCUUAUAUUAAACAAUAUUUUAUAUAAUGUGUAAUGCUCCAUGUAAUGCUCCAUACAAAAUACGUAAAAUAAUAGCAUAAGAUAUGUGCAUAAUGUGUAAAUUUGUGUUGUACAGUUUAUUCGAAAAUAAAAGUAACAUCCAUC
Messenger RNA from Dreissena polymorpha, 1306 nucleotides. RefSeq names its product protein NipSnap homolog 3A-like. Lineage: Eukaryota; Metazoa; Mollusca; Bivalvia; Myida; Dreissenidae. Bases 236 to 922 code for a protein of 228 amino acids. Gene Ontology annotation, cellular component: mitochondrion. The transcript has 6 exons. The record is from RefSeq and is a predicted model, not a curated record.